This is a messenger RNA of Trichophyton rubrum CBS 118892, 567 nucleotides long. RefSeq lists its product as uncharacterized. The transcript has a single exon. The record is from RefSeq and is a predicted model, not a curated record. The coding region runs from base 1 to 567 and encodes 188 amino acids. NCBI's taxonomy places the organism in Eukaryota, Fungi, Ascomycota, Eurotiomycetes, Onygenales, Arthrodermataceae.
AUGUUGCACAGCGAAGAUACAAGCGAACUGAGAUGUGCGGAAUGGCUGCAUGAUAUCUGUGCCAGUGAUGCUGCAAUAAAGGCAUUUUUGUUAAUCCUUGGGCCUCUUUCUCUUCGAUCGAAAAGAACAAAGAACUGCCUUGCUCUAGAACAGCCUCCAGUCAAUGAUACGUCCCACUACAAGUCGUCUUCUUUGCUCCUCUCUUCUCCAGACAACCUGAAAGAUAUGAUAUCUAUUCCGGUAUUUUCCACCAGCAUAUACGGAGUAACCGGGAGACUACGUGGUUUGAGCUUCUAUGAAGACAAAGGACAUAGGGACAAUACGUCCCUUUAUAUAACCUUGGUAAUGACCAGGGAAUCGUCAACCUUCUCUUCCAAAAACAGAACAAUGUCAUCGAUUUCGUCUGGAAUCUUGUGCCAAUGUCCAACUCGGGAUACCAUUUUCCAUGUAACAUUCAUUUUGAGCUACUCUGACAGCAAAUUGGACGUCCCUUUCUCCGUGGUGGACAAAGACCUUAGGAUCCGCAGCGCCAUGGCCGAGAAAGAUUGGAACUUUGAGAUGGUUUAA